Paramisgurnus dabryanus is the source of this 852-nucleotide messenger RNA. Lineage: Eukaryota; Metazoa; Chordata; Actinopteri; Cypriniformes; Cobitidae. The record is from RefSeq and is a predicted model, not a curated record.
AACAUAAAAUUAGAACACAAUACACUAAAAGAUGAAACUCAAAUGUUAAAAUUCGGCCUUCUUAACAUUAGAUCGCUUACCAAUAAAGAACCUAUUAUCAAUGAAAUAAUUACUGACCAAAACUUAGAUGCACUCUGUUUAACAGAGACCUGGCUUAAAGCAGACGAUUACAUCAGUUUAAACGAAUCCACCCCACAAGACUAUUAUUAUAAACACGUUCCUCGCCUAAAAGGGAGAGGGGGUGGUGUAGCUACAAUAUACAACAAAAUGUUCAAAGUAAACCAUAAAUCAGAACUAAAAUUUAAUUCGUUUGAAAUAAUACUGUUAAACAUGGAAAUAACUGAUCGUAACAACAAACAGCUUUCGUUCAUUUUAGCUACCAUAUAUAGGCCUCCGGGCCACCACACAGAUUUUCUUAAAGAAAUAGCAGACUUCCUAUCUGAGCUUACAGUCACUGUAGACAAAGCUCUUAUCGUUGGUGAUUUUAACAUCCAUGUGGAUAACUCAACAGAUGCAUUAGGACGUGCGUUUAUGGAUGUUCUAAAUUCUCUCGGUAUUAAACAAAACGUGUCUGGACCCACGCAUACUCGUAAGCACACAUUAGACUUAAUUCUGUCACUCGGACUCAAUAUUAAUGACAUCGAAAUAUCACCCCAGAGCGAUGCCGUUUCAGACCAUUGCCUUGUGUCAUACACAAUACUUCUAGAUAGGACCGCUCAGUCUACAACAUGCUACAGAUUAGCCAGAACAAUAAUUUCCACCACUAAAGAUAGCUUUAUUAGCACUCUUCCAGACCUGUCUCAAAUGAAACAUGUAGCAGAUAACCGUGUGUACUCAACUGUGCUAUUUUGA